This is a messenger RNA of Xiphophorus hellerii (green swordtail), 9140 nucleotides long. RefSeq lists its product as uncharacterized. The transcript is spliced from 2 exons. The coding region runs from base 64 to 4011 and encodes 1315 amino acids. NCBI's taxonomy places the organism in Eukaryota, Metazoa, Chordata, Actinopteri, Cyprinodontiformes, Poeciliidae. The record is from RefSeq and is a predicted model, not a curated record.
UUUUCCGUCCAGUGUCGGAGUAACAUCGUAAACGAGGACCACCUGACGGUAAGUCCGGACUAAAUGGAAGCAGCGGAGAAAACUCUCACUUACCGAGAUGACACCGGACUUCACAGCAACAAGCUGCUUAAACAUAUUAAAAAGGAGGACAGCGAGGACCAGCACACGGAGACAAACUGCGAGGAGUCUAAUUAUGUGGAUCUGGACAGGAGACCCGACGGGCUGAAGACGGUGAAAGUGACUUUCACCGGAGAGGGGAACCAGCUGUCUGUGAUCAAAGCGGACAGCUCGAAGCAGGAAGAGAGCAAAACCGCCUCGGCCGAGUCCCUGCUGGAAACCCUGACCAAACUCCCCACCGCAGACCCGGACUCAGAGAGCGAGAAGCAGGCUGAGUUGGACUCCAGCGAGUGCAGCGACAGCGACGAGCUGCGCUACACCGACAUGUGUCUGAACGGCAAGAGCGACCCCGAGCUGUCCGAGUCCCACUACAUCACCACGCACGAGAUCCAGCUCACUGAGCUCGACCACGACGUGGACUACGACCUGGGCCGCGGGACCCGCUGGGAAUUUGAGGACGGCAACCUGGUCUACGCCUUUGUGGAUUACGCCUCUUUCGAGAGCGACGACACCCGGGAGGGCACCCUGAUCGUGGAGCGCGGCCGGAGCCAGCCGAAGGCGCAGUCUAAUCUUAGCGGGGCGGCUGUCAGCACCGAGCAGGAGGAGAGUGAUCUGUGCGCCAGUUCGGAUGAGAGCCUGUGCAGAACCCAGAGUGGCGGUGACCCGUCUGCGGGGAAGAUCCACCUGUCGAUUAAAACCUCCUCCAGGGCGGUGAACGACCCCGCAGGCGUGUUUGACAAUAGCGCGCAGUGGUGCGCCAAACACCUUGGAGAUGGGAGCCAUUUCUCUUUUGUGAACCCUGGCGCCAGAGCGGGGCCCCCGUGCGAUAGGAGUCAAUAUUUCAUCCCGGCUCCGGGCCGUCAGCACCUUGCAACCAAACUGAGACGGAAAGAUAUUAAUGAGUAUUCCAGCGGAGCGUCCAGCUCUAUCAGUGAGCUGGACGACGCUGAUAAAGAGGUGCGUAACCUAACCGCCAAGUCUUUCCGAAGCUUGGCAUGUCCAUACUUUGAUGCCAUCAAUCUCAGCACUUCCAGUGAGUCAUCCAUGUCAGAAUAUGGCCUGAAUAAGUGGUCAGCUUAUGUGGACUGGAAUUAUGGAAACAUUUCACACAAUACCUCCAGUACUUUCCCACUGGAAAUGAAUAAGACAGUGCAGGAUAGUAAGAGGAACAACAGAUGCAAAACUGGCAUGAAAGAUCAACAGACAAGAAUCUGCGCCCUGAACAAGAGAAUUACUUCACAGCAGACAUCUUCAGGCAGAGCGCUCCAAAUGAAGGAACAGUCAGCACAGCAAGGGGUUACACUAAAUUUUCACUGUAAUGUUGAAUCCAGAACUCCCCAGGGCUCCAAGUGCUUCCAAAAGGAUCGACCCAAUGAAAUGUUGGCCAGAUCGGGGUGUGAGAUGCAGUAUCAUCACACAGAUACCUCGGGGGACACACACAAGAGGGCUAUUUUUGCCUCGAGUCUGCUGAAAAAUGUCAUUUCCAAAAAAAUGCAAUUUGAACAGGAACGCAAAAUGGAGAGGGGAGAAAUCUCAGACACUUACCCCUCAGGCUCUCCCUGUAUUCACUUUAGAGAUCUGGAGGGCGUGAAGGAGAGGAGUGAGAGCAGAGGCUUGCAUGGGCAAACCUCAGAAUUAAGAAACUCUAUGAACUCCCCUGAAGAUCACAGAUCCAGAGCCAGCUCCUGUGGGCCCGCAGAGGAGACAAAGGGUGACAGAAAGGCUGCCGAUUGUUCAGGAGAGCAUCAGGAUACACCACAGGAGCCACAGUCUGGGAAGGAGACAGACUCAGCAAAAGAAAGACUGGACUCCAGCAGCGUUCUGACGAAGCUUCUGUUUGUUCCAAACUGCCAGCUUCUUUCAAAAGACGGAAACCUGGCAGAGGGUUUAACCCCCAGCACACCCGCCACAGGUGCAAAGACAUGCGAGAAAGACCUGCAAAAGUUGGAUGAUAAAAAUGCAGAAAGUAAAGAAAAACAUGAGAGGGUGGGGAAAGCACCUGAGAUCAAAAUCUGCCUGAGAAACGUGAAAGAAAACAAAGGCUGCACUCUGAAUAUUGCAAAUCUCCUAACACCCAAAAUCAGUAGCAACAUCAACAAAUACAGGGCAGCGGACAAUGGCAGGUGUCACAUUUUAUCCUCAGGAGACAAGGCUCCGAGUUUCACCGUCAGAGACAUCAGGGACACAAAGUGCAAAUUUCAGACACCAAUAUAUCACGUCAGGGAUGUGCGUAAGUUAGUGAAAAGCUCGUAUCGUUUUGUCUCUUUGAACAGAAGUGACCGUAGAUGUUCCACAGUGGCCGAGGAGAAAACUAAAGUGGAUCCAGAAAAACCAUCCCCCAUUGUGAUCAAAUGCAACUCUGUUAAUACAAACAUUAAACCAGAUUCAGACGACACAACACGGGCACAAGUGGAGGUAGACACCAGGCCUGACACCUCCUGUAGAGUUGCCACUGUUACGCCAAGACAAGGAAAUCCCGAUCAACUUGAGACGCAUCAAAAUCUUGAGGCCAAACUGGAAAAACAGAGGCAGGAUAAGUUCACUGGGGAGACAAAUGAAAGGAGAAAUGACCCCACAAUGCCAAAACAGGAUGCCCUAGAAAAGCUCAAGGCUGCAGUUAAAACCAUGGAGCAGCUUUAUGUUUUUGACAGGAAUGAAUGGAAGCGUAAAACCCAAGCCUCUCACCCUGUCGCAGACAGCCACGUGCUGCCUCUCCUCACCAUGCAGGAUCAGGGAGCUGCAGAUGAGCAGGAGGUGAAAAACAGUGGCAGGACACCUCAGUCUCUCACAAACGGCAAAGAAAUUCAGAAAAGCCAAGGAGAUAGAAGAUCUCUGAAUAUCAUUCAUGUUCCAUACAACCAUGACGCUUUUAAAACACAAUCACCACAAAGUAAAACCUUCACCAACAAAAGUGUCCUGCAUUUUGCCAAUAAGGAACACAGCAGCAUAAAUGCACAAGAUUCUGCUUUGCAAGCAUCCUCGGUAGUGAGAAGCUCCAAAACGUCGACGAUUAAACCAGCAUCUGUAAAAAUGGUGGGUAAGGAUAAGGCCAAAUCCAGUUUCACAGAUCCCACCACUACAAAGGGUUUCCUGGACUCUGAGAACUACCUAACCAUGCCAGGGAUUGGCUGCACGAAUGAAACCAAGCUGCUCAAUCAGAAGGGGGAUUCAAGUUUUACCAAAACAAAUUCAGGUGAUAGCAAGGUGCCAGAGCAAAACAGGUCAAAUGUAACCACGGACUGUCCACCUGCAACUAUCUACCACCUUCCAACAGCAGCGACAAGUCCUCAAAAUCAGCAGCAAGUGUUACGCUUCUCCCCCUCCAUCAAUAUGUCCCCAACCCCGUCUGGAGGAGAAAUAGUCCCUCAAACCCAGCGCAAGAUGCUCCUGGACCCCACAACUGGACAUUAUUACCUGGUGGACACGCCCAUACUGGCCACCACCAAGAGACUUUUCGAUCCAGAGACAGGCCAGUACGUGGAUGUCCCCAUGCCUCACUCACCCAUCGCGUCCGUCACACCCGUACCUUUUUCAUUACCCCCCCUAGCUCUCGCCCCCACCUACUUGGUCUACCCGGGCUUCAUCUCUCCUACGUUGGCAGCCCAGGCGGUAAUGCCACAGUCCCCCUGUCACUCAGAGGAUGCAGCAGGAGAAAGCAUCAAAAGUAAUCAGAUGAGCCCAGGUACAGAGAAGGCUUACUACAGCGCGACGGCAGAGGCUCAGCAGGGGCCGCUUCAUCUGCCGCUGAGUUUGGGAUAUGUGUCCACUAAAGGAGGGCCUGGAAGCUCUGACAAAAAGGCACUUAUUAGCAUCACAACACAGCAGGGUCCAAGAAUCAUCGCUCCACCCUCGUUUGAUGGGAAAACUAUGAGCUUUGUGGUUGAGCAUCGGUGACCAAGAGGACUUCUCUUCAAAUAUAUAACUCCGCUGAGGAAUCCGCCUUCAUUCACUGUAAGUGGAGUUUUCAUCCUGUGACCCGCUUUCUGGACAACUUCCACCAUCAGCCCUUCACCUGUCUCUCUCUGUUCUGCUGUUUGUUUUUGGGGUUUUUUCUGUAUGCAUUGUAGCACUUUAUAGAUAUGAAUCGUAGAGAUACUUUCCAUUCAGGUGCUGUGUAGAUUGGUCUGUAUUUAAAUGCCAUGUGUGCCCUGCAGUCUAUUCAAAAGGAAACAGUCACAAUAAAGUGUUAUUUACGGCCAAUCUGUUUUAUUAAUACGUUUAUGGUAAUAUGUAUUUAAAGUUAGACUGUGUUUAUUUGAUAAAACACAAUUUACUCACAUGAGUAAAAUUUAUGUACAUAAAAAAAUAAAAGUAGCAUCAUUAAAGUCAGAAUGUUUGUUUCUAGAACAUUGUAGUCUGGUGUCGCCUGACUGAGUCUGCUUGAUGACAAUAAAUAUUAGCUAUCUAGGCCAUAAUGCCAUGGCUUUUAAUAGAGGUAUUACAAAGGUAUAACUUAAUACAAACCAAAUUUAUUGUCGAGACACAUUUGUUUGUUAGCUUGUGCUCUCAUCACUAUUUUAUUGACAGUUUGCUAAAUACAUAUUUAAAAAAAAACAUUUCUGAUUUCAGCAGAGAAAUUGUAGCAAACUGGAAGUUAAAUGUUUCUCUUCCUGGUCGAUCCGUUAUUGAAGGUCACAAGGGAAACAGAGUCAAUCAGAAAUUGUAAACAUUCUUUCUGGGGUAUCCUGCUGUCUGAUGUUACUGACAUCCUGGAGCGAUCACAUGUUAUCACCUUGUUGCCUUAAUGUAUUGAUAGUGACCUAGAAAAAAAAAUAAUUUGUGUAUUUGUUGUCAAGGAUAUUCUAAAUGAAGUACAGAUUGUCCAUUUGAAUGUGGCUUAAAUAAAAGAUAUAGGGUUAGGUAUUUAUUAUCAACAUUCUAAUUAUCUUUGGAAUAACUAAAAUCAGUAGAUUGCUACGAUGUGCAUUUAAUGUGAAUGCUGGGAUGUUUGGAAAAUGCACCAGCAGCCUUUGGCGGUAUAUCAUAGUGGUGUGGUGGAAAAUUAACUAUUGGAAAGCCAAUGACAACUCUAAUGUUGGGUAGGGUGGCAUACCAGACCUUAUAUCCCACCCAUAUGUUUGUAUUUUCUAGCUUUGACCAAUAAGUAGAAAAUAUCCAGAGCAGUUGACCAAGUGCAGCAUCUUUACUUCAUUUGUUGGUGGUUUUGACAAGUUUGGAAGCAUUUUAGUACUGUAUUUUCCAUUUGUUUGGCAAAAAUACAAUUGUUGAAGUACCAAGACUUGAACAUUUUGAGGUUUCUCACCAACUAAGACUGCCACUUCUGUUCUAAUAUCUAUGUGGUCAAAGUUUGCUGAGUAGCUAAGUAGAUUAAAUGCUGAGAAAUAAGUUCUUUUUGGCUUGUGAUGCUAAAUAAACAAAUGUUUCUAGUGUGAAGACUAGAAACCUGAUUAUGAAUAGGUUUGGCAUAACACAUUUCUGUGAUUUGAGCUUUACCUAAUGAAUGAUGACUAUAAGCCUAGGCACCAGUUUAAUCUCAUAAAGAUAAUAAAUUAAGGAUAAAUUUGAUAUUUUUGAAAGAAACUCAGCUUAAUCAUCCUUCAAAAUAAAACUCUGGUCUUUCAAGAUUAAGAGAGGCUGGUGUUAGAGUUUGUUUCUUUAGGCUGAUGUUGACUGAGCAUAGAUAUAAUUGUAUAUAUGUGCAACAAUUAUUACUUUUUUAUGUGACACAAUGGCUUAAUGCAGACAUGGUAAGUUAUUUUAUUGAGCUGAGUAGCUUUAAGCAAAUCAUCUCUCUCUGUUGGCACACAUAUAUAGAUAAAUAUAAUUCUGACCUAUCAAUAAUAUCUAUCGGGCUCUUGUUCAGAUUCCUGUGGAGGCAUUCCUGACACAUCCAAGUAGAAAUAAAAGAUCAGAGGAUGGGCCCAGAAUACCCUGAAGGAGUUGCAUACCCUGUCCUGCACUGGAAUGUCUCAAGGUCCUCCAGGAAAAAAUGGGAAAUGUUGCUAAAUGGAGAGAGUCAUGCUAGCCUACCUGGACCAGCAGAGGGGGGAAAAGUUCGUAUUAGCGCAUGCUAAUACAGUAUCAGUAUGCCAAAGUGUAAAAUGAACUUUGAAUCCCCAAAAAGUAAUGACUGCAAAGUCUAAAUGGAUAUGGACUUGUUAGAGUUGUCUUAAUAAAAGAUGAGAUCGUGUGGAUUACUGCUGGGUAAAAGUCCUCUAAACUACUUUCAACAGUGUAGUUUUCCAUUUAAAAAGGAUAUAAAUACUUGUGAUUUUUCACACUUAUCUGAGGAAAGGGACCAUUUACUGAAUGCUGAAUCACUCCAGACCUUCCGCUGCAGUGUGUCUGGCACCACACUGGCACUCCAUAUGCAAUGGGCCAUAUGGUCCAUUACGUAUGGACCAGACAUAAAUGUAAAAUCGUUACAUUUAUUUUCAAGUAAAUAACAGUCAUAUCAAAAGAAUCUGGUUUUCCUUUGUGUGCUAUCACUAAACCCUUCCACAGUAACUUUUUGGCAUCAGUCAGCUUUUUUGCUGACAUCAACUCCUUGUCGCAUCCAGUCAAAUGCGUCUUAAUGCCCACCAGCAUGAUGUAUAAAUGAAGUGUUUUAUUAUGAUUAAUAAUAAUAUUAUUUCCUUAAUGCACACCUCUUGUUUUUACUAGUGAGGUGAGAUGAGUAACACUAUGCAUGUUGCUCAGAUGAAAACAGAGCUACGACUCAGAUUUAGCACUGAGCUCAGGUCACUAUAAGUAGUGUUGGGCCUAAUGAGUCGGAGCCAACUGAGACAUUUACAGGAUAACUUCCUCUAUUUGUCUUGGUUCAGUUUACACUUUUGUGUAAUGAGAUGGGAGCGUGUGUGCUUGCGUCUGAAUGUGUCCGUGUUUGUGGUCGUGAGCUAUGCGUGGCAUUCGAGCAUUCUGUGAGCACAACGAGGAGUUGCGUUACUUCCCUGCAAACAGGAUCACACAGAGUGUACAUGUGUGAAGCGUGUCUUUACGAUUAGCACACACUGUAAUACCAGGUUUUAAAGACACUUUAGAGCGAGCUGUUUGGUGCAAAACUGUAAUUAGAAUUACUAUCCAAAAUGAAUUAAGUUUUUUUUUUCCCUCCCUUGAUCCUGUCUUUUUCUAUAUUUAAACAAUAAUAUUUUGAUUCUUUUUAAUACAUUUUCUGUCCUGUUUCCCACUGAACAUGCAGCAGGGCCUCAUUGGUCUUUGUGCUAACAUGAACCAGCAUCCCUCUGAGCAUAAUACCAACUGUAGAUUUGCUAUUUGCAGAAUGUUGCGAAACUAAGCACAAACUAAAAGGUAUUUGGAGCUGCUGGUCAGUCUACUUACCUCCAUUUAAAAUACAUAUCAUUUCCCCAUCUCGUGCCCUAAAAGUUUAUUUUACUAAGAUUAGUCCAGGUUUUGAACACAUUUUGUUAACUUUUCUGAAGGGUUUUCUCUCAAGAGCCUAAUUGACAGUGCAAUGUUUGAUGCAAUUUGAGGUGCAUUGUAGCCGGAAGCUGUUGGGGACAGUUUAAAUCAAGCUACUGAGACCUAAACAACCUGUAAGAAAAUAAACACAGAUCACCUGAAAACUUGACAAAGCGUUUCCAGUGUUGGAUGACUGAAAAAAAUUGCAUUUCUCUAAUUUUUAAGAACUUUUAAGCUUAUUUUACUGGAACAUGUUAAAUUUGAAAUGUAAAUUUUAUUUCUUUCUAUUUUCUAAAUAUUGCACUUGGGCGGUCACCAACAAUGACAGCACUAAAUGUAAAGGGCUGUAACCGUGGGUGACAAAAGCACUAUUGAGACAUUUUUAUUUACCAUUUUUAUUCUUUAUAUAAAGAAUAAGAUGCAGGUUAUGUUAUACAGUACCUUCCAAAAGUAUUGAUACCUUUGGCCAAAAUAUUUUGUUGGAAUUUUAUGUGAUAGAUCAAUAAUAAGAUGUCCAUAACUGUGAAAGGGAAUUAAAUGCUCCAAAAUAAUAAUAAUACUUUUUUUUUUUUUUACAAAUAAAUAUUUUUAUUGGUGAACCUUUGACCCGUCUCAGGUCUUUUGCAGCCUUCGACAGGCUUUCUUCCCAAACUGACCUGUCUUUAGCUCUAUCCAUCUUCCCUGUUGUGAAAGAACAGCACUCCCACAGCAUGAUGCUGCCACCACCAUGUGUCAUGUUGAGGAUUGUGUGUUCAUGAUGAUGUUGGUUCUUCAUCACACAGCAUUUUGCACAACAUUAAGGCUAACAUUACUAACAUUAAAUAUAGCAACAAUUUUACUUAGGAAUAGCAGGACAAAUGAGGAUGUUUUGGUUGAAUAACCUCUUUUAGCCCUCUCCUAUUGUUUGAAAAUAAUGUUUAAUUUUCCUCAGACCUCACAAUUAUGUGUUCCUUUGCAUUAAUCUAUCAAAUAAAAUCCUAAUAAACCUUUCAAGGAUGUGGUUGUGAUGUGAUGAAAAGAUAAAAUAGGAUGAAUACAUUUGCAAGGCUCUGUAUGUUUUGAAACUUUGUCAAGGAGAACUUCAGGAUCAUGGCAUUGUGUGUGAAUGACACAUCAACGCAGGAGCAUUUCUUAUUUUUUGCUUUCAAAAAUGAGGCAUACAGAGAGGAUAAUCUGUCUGAAAUUGGUGUCAUAGCUGAGUUAAACAGCAUAUGAAUCAUGAAUCAUAAAUGGUGACGGUGGUGUUCUGUACUAUUCAUGUGCCAUGUCAUGAUAUCUGACGGGAUUUCAGGAUUAAACAUGGGAAAAUGACACUAUCAGUGUUUUGUAUAGCGGACGAGGAAAGUGUUAAGGUGAGAUGGUCUGAGAUAUGUGCAUAGAGAAGGUUUAAAAAUAAGUCGCACAUGACUGAACUCUAUUCUGUUGAAUUGAUGCCAUCAGUGAUUUAAAACUGCCGUCUGUGCCUGUGACGAAGGUAAAGGUCAGGAUGCAAAGUAAAGGGACUACUUUGAAAGGGGAAAUUGAAUGCAAAUUUUGCAUUUACUGUACCAUUCACUGUACUGAAAAGAAUGAGUGUGAUGGUUGGAUGAAAUGUAGACUGAUACAUCUACAUUUGUUUGCAAUAAAUGUUAAAAUGCAAGACA